AUGAUCAUUUUAUUAUACAUUUCGCUAUGCUUAUUUUUAGCAGGUUAGUUUUUUUUUGAGAUUUUUUGGUACAAUUCUAAAAAUUAGACUUUUUCAAAAAACUUUUUAGGGCCUGGCCUGAUUCAAACAAGGCUCGUUAAAAAAGCUCACAAAAAAAGUGCCUGAUCCAUUUUUUUUUCCAGAUUCGGUCCGAAGUUCAUUGCCAAAUGGAGGAGAUUGUAUUGAGCCAUGUAUAGCAGAAAUGCAACAGGUUUGACCAAAAAUAAAUGGAGCUUCACAUGUUUCUUGUUUUUUUGUCACUCACUCACUCACUCACUCACAAAGUUCACCAGUGUUCGCACAAAUUUCAUUUUCAAAUCACAAAAAUCUGUUUCACCUCCCAAAAAACUGUUGCUUUUUUCGUUUUUCUUGUGUGUCUUUUUAUGUGUUGUGCCACUUGUUUCAGUCACUCGAAUCAACUCCUCUGCUACAGAGCGAACAAAUGGGACAAUUGUCGAUUAAUACGUUGGUGUCGUCGUCGAAUCGAGAGGUUACCGAGAAGAGUUUUCAUGAUAUUUGCCAGUGAGUUUUUGGGAUUUUUUGGAAGAGGCAGGAAAAUUGGUGGGAGAAUUUUAGAAGAAACAAAGUUUCCUGAGCCGAUUUAUAGAUUUCUAAAGUUUGGGAAAUCGGCUAGGAUUCAGAAUUUUUUUUUAGUUUUAUAAAUUUAACUUUCCUAGGUCCGAAAAAUCAAUUUGGAAUUUUUUGAAAAAAAAUUUGACAAAAGUCCAUUCUGAUCUCACAAUCCCCUUCCAUAAAUCAAACAUCAUUUGACCUAAAUUCCACAUUUUUUUUUCAAGUGCCUUAAUAAAAAACUCAAGUCCUAAAGAGCACGCUAUCUACAUACAUCUACAUAUGUUUUUUGUUGAAGUGAAAAGAAACUUUUGUUAUAGGGCCUACACACGUGUCGAUUUAUGUCUUCAUUCAUGCGAAAAGGUCUCAAAACAUUCGGCGAGUAUACGGAAAACCUAUGCUGGCAUACGUUUCAUUUGUGUUGAGCACAGAGAUGGUGAGAAAAUGAGAAGAAUUGGGAAUAUUGUGAAAUUUGAGCAUUUUGGGAACCGAACAUUUGAAGGAGGGUGGCUAUUUGGGGGGAGGGAAAGAACGUUGCGAGUUGGGCUAACUUUUUUCUAACUUGCUGAUUGUGAGGAACUGAAUUAAGUACGAGAAUUGAAUUUGAAAAAUUAUUGUCUGCAAACACUGUCACGCAAUUUUGCGUAUUCUAAAAUUAGGCUAAUGAAGAAAUCGAAAUAUGAAAUUUAAAAUCUUACUGUAAGUACGCGAAAAUGCGUUUCGGUGUCUGCACACAUCGUGUGGCUUGGAGGCAAUUAAAUUUUUUUUAAAUAUGUAUUUAAGAUUUUUUUCAUUUGGCAAUUUUUACUAUUAACUUCAAGAAGUCAUUGGUCACAUCAAAUGUAAUGAGAUUUUAAAAAAUAUCCUGUUUUCAUUCCGCUCUCAUAAAUAAAUUUCCCAACUUCCGCACAAUGAAAUUUUUCUUACGAUUUCUUCUUCCAGCUUCUCCUUUUUCGCUCUAUUUAUGGCUGUCACGAUUUAUUAGCACUUUUUGCUCUGCUCUUUAGAUACAAAAAAAAUGUGUGUGGGGGGAAUGAAUUCAGAUGGGAAUUGACAAAGAGGUGACUAAUUGUCGUUGAGCACUAGCAUACUACCAACUAACCAAAAUAUCAUAAAUCUCUUGAGGUGACAUAAAAAAUACGAGAAUGGAGUCAGAGAGAGAGAGAGAUAAAGAAGAGAGAGAGAGAGGGGGGGGGGGGUAUAAUAAAAAUGGGUCAUGAAAUUUUUCCUCUUCUGGGGGCCUAAUGGUUCUGAAACCAAAAAUCAUCACGUGGCAAUUUUUGGCGCCAACAAAUAAGUUUUGAAAUUAUAAAUUAAAAAUUUUACGAAAAAAAUAUUUUUCAAAAUUUUCAAUUUUUGUGCAGUCAAAACUUUUGGAAAGUUUUCAAAUUUUAACAAGUUAUUUUUCUAGAAUUCUUCCGUUCACUUCCAUGCUUAGCCGAGUAAGUUAUCCAAUAUUCUCCCACACAAAUUAGCCAAUCUUUUCUAGGCACGAAAAGAUUGCACUUCAACAAUGCCGUCCUCAAAUCAAUGACUCAUUAACCGCCUCAAAUAAGUGAGAACAGAUGGAAAUAAUUUUUCAAAACCCCUUAUGUUUUUUAGAUUCUCAAUGACAGUUUUGCGAAAAGAUUCGCACAAUCUACGUCCACAAUUCGAGGUUUUAUGCAAUAAAUUGGGAACAAUGAUAGAUUGUGUGGAGCCAGUGACUCGUGCCGGAUGUGGAGAGCAAGCGGCGAAAAUGAUGCUACGAUUUAUAACUGUUGGAUUUGCAAGGUUAGGUUUGGUAGAUCAAACGGGGAAACGCAAGUGUAUACCGCAAGCUUCCGCGAAGCGGUUGGAACUACAGUAAUUCUGGUUUUUUCUACUGAGCUGUAGAUCGUGAUACACCGGGUCUAAAACUUUUUAGGGUCUUGUGCCGAAUCAGAUCAACAUUCUAUUCAUUUUAUUUUUCUCAAUCUUUCCGAAAAUCUAUUUAGAUGCCGAAUUCUUAUUGUUAGCCUUGAAUGAAUGCGGGAAAUUCUAUUCAGUUUUUGAACUCGAAAACGCAAAAUAUAAUAUUCUGAAGAGAGACUUCAAAAUAAAUCUAUUUUGCAGCUUCGAACAACUUUAUUCUCAACUUGGAAUAUCAGAUCAGCUGCCAAAUGCUUGUAAAUCUCUUCUAAGUCUUCAACGUCGAAGUACACUUCCAACAAAUUCGAAUAUUUUGAAAUGGAAUUCAGAAUACAGUGUUUUCAGUAGCACUGCCUCCAAUUUCAAAUUACAUUUACAUUUUGCGAUUCUUCUCAUUUUCAAAUAUUUUUAUUAG
This is a messenger RNA of Caenorhabditis angaria, 2914 nucleotides long. Lineage: Eukaryota; Metazoa; Nematoda; Chromadorea; Rhabditida; Rhabditidae. The record is from the annotation of a GenBank genome assembly.